UGAUUUUUGACAGGUUUUGGAAGUUUAAUUUAUAUUUGUUGUUUCGUGAAUUUAUUUUGAAGCAUCCAAAUUUUGUUUGGUUAUUCCUUUAAAAAUACAUUUUAAAUUACAAUAAUGACUAGGGAGAACAUUGAGCUUGGGAACGUUACUCCUCAUAAUAUUAAACAGUUAAAACGCCUCAACAGUGUGGUUUUUCCCGUAUCUUACAAUGAUAAAUUUUACAAAGAUGUCUUGGAGGCCGGAGAGUUGGCAAAAUUAGCAUAUUACAAUGAUAUUGUAGUUGGAGCCGUUUGUUGUAGAAUAGAUACUUCAGAAAAAUCGAAGAGGUUGUACAUCAUGACUCUUGGAUGCUUGUACCCUUAUCGGAGACUUGGAAUUGGUACCCUUAUGGUGCAGCAUGUCCUUAGUUAUGUAGAACAAGAUGGUAACUUCGAUACCAUAUUUUUACACGUUCAGGUAAAUAACGAGGGAGCAAUUGACUUUUAUAAAAAAUUUGGCUUUGAAAUUGUAGAAACAAAGGAGCACUAUUACAAGAGAAUAGAACCGGCUGAUGCUCAUGUUCUGCAAAAGACUCUCCGACGAAAGGGCCAAACUAAUGGUAUCAUCGAAUGAAAUCAGUACGAUUAGCACAAUUCAUCUGUUAUUGUAUUGUAUUUAUACCAUUUUUGUUGAUUUAAUUUUAUCAUCUUUUGUAAAUAAAUAAAAAAUCCAAUCAUCUUUUGAAUACAUCA
Molecule: messenger RNA, 731 nt
Organism: Leptinotarsa decemlineata (Colorado potato beetle)
Lineage: Eukaryota; Metazoa; Arthropoda; Insecta; Coleoptera; Chrysomelidae
Gene: san
Product: Probable N-acetyltransferase san
Biological process (GO): mitotic sister chromatid cohesion
Cellular component (GO): NatA complex
Molecular function (GO): acyltransferase activity, transferring groups other than amino-acyl groups
Source: RefSeq, a predicted model, not a curated record